UCAUGGCUCUUCACUCCUCAACCUCCUGCUUAUUCCUCCAAAAGCAAAAGCAUCUUGUUGCAAGUUCUGAGAAGAGCAACAAUGGAAGACAGAACAAUCGUAUUAACAGUUGUUAACAAAGCAUGGGCAACUUCAGGCUCUGUUCUUGACCUCUUCCUUGAGAGCUUUCAAAUUGGUCAAGCUACCAAACCCUUGUUGAAUCACAUUGUGAUUGCCACUCUUGAUAAACAAGCUUUUCGUUACUGUAAUUCAAUUCAUCCCAAUUGCUUCCUUCUCAAAAACUCCUCUCCCAAUCAAACUAACCGUAAGAUUCAGUCCAAAAACCCGGAUCAUCCUACUUUUGGUGCCGGUAUAAUCAAUUUGCUCAAACAAGUUCUAGAAUUGGGUUACAAUGUCGUUUUCACGGAGGCAGAUGUGAUGUGGCUUAGGAAUCCAUUUCCACACUUGGACCCUGAAAAAGAAAUUGAAGUUACCUGUGAUUUCUCCACUGCAAAUCAACCAAACAUCGAAACCAGAGCAGAUGCAGGAUUCUUCCACGCCAAGUCAUUUGAUUCAACCCUUGAAAUCUUCAAGAUGGUGAAGUUGAUGAGGUUCUUGUUUCCCGAUUACGAACAUAAAUCUUUCUGUGAAAUCCUGGAGUACACUGGAAUCGAAACGAAACUUGGACACCGACUGAAUCAUCUGAAUCUGACGAAUUUCGUGGGAUUUUGUAAUCCAGAAGUAAAGCUGAGCAAGAUCAGUACAUUCCAUGCAAAUUGCUGUGAGAAUACUAAGAGUAAAGUCCAUGAACUCAAGCUUCUCCUUGAUGAUUGGAAGAAGGUUGCCGCUGCUGGUUUCCAAUGGGAGAUUUCCUCGUGGAAAGCUCCAACGAAAUGCAUAGAAUGAGGGCAUUGCAGGGCGCAGGCAAAUAAGUUUGACACCAGCAAAGUAGGGGGGGAGUUCAGAGUUAUAUGAAUGCUUACGUACCUAACAGAAAUGUAGAAACAUACCAGACAAGGAAGUACACAGAGUAUAAUGUACCUGCUUGAUUCAGUAUCAGAGUGAUGCUACUUAUAGCUUUCCCACUACUUACAUCGCUUCGUAGAAUUUAUGAUACAUAGGAGGAAUAAUGACCUCGUGAUAAUUUUCUCAAAAUUCAUAGCAAUCCAACAAUUUUGCGGUAAUCAGUUAACAUUGUGUAGCUUAUUACU
Molecule: messenger RNA, 1190 nt
Organism: Carica papaya (papaya)
Lineage: Eukaryota; Viridiplantae; Streptophyta; Magnoliopsida; Brassicales; Caricaceae
Source: RefSeq, a predicted model, not a curated record